Messenger RNA from Haemorhous mexicanus (house finch), 6242 nucleotides. RefSeq names its product collagen type XXVII alpha 1 chain (gene COL27A1). The transcript is spliced from 61 exons. The coding region runs from base 533 to 5920 and encodes 1795 amino acids. The record is from RefSeq and is a predicted model, not a curated record. Gene Ontology annotation, molecular function: extracellular matrix structural constituent. Lineage: Eukaryota; Metazoa; Chordata; Aves; Passeriformes; Fringillidae.
UUUCUCAAAAUCUGCCUUUUCCUCUUCUCUCUAAGUCCAGAGGAGAGAUCCUUGGGGGGUGGGAGGCACAUCUGCAUUGCAAAUAAAAAUAAUAAUUACAACCACCAAUCAACCAACAACAAAAAAUGUAACAGCUAAGAGAAAACACUUGAAAUCACGGACUUUGGGAAUCAGAGAUCACAGAAAUUGCACUAUUUAUAAGGAGAGGAAAAAAAAGGCAAGAAAUCCAGCGACCAUGGGCCAGCCUGGCUUCCUAGAGUGUACUUUGUGUUCUCUCUCCUUUUUCCAAGGUAAUUGCAGUCUGCCGAGAGGGAGUUAAAUGGGAUUAAAAGAUCUGUGUAAGCAAAAGGACCCAGAAGAGAAGGAGGAAGGAGUGAGCCGUCCGGGCCAGGGGUGUCUGUGACACAGCUGAACCCCUUAGCGAGGCAGAGAGCCGAGCUCCUGGGAAGGAUGUACCCACAAACCGCCUUAUCCCCCGAUUUCUGAUGGAUUGCCGCAAAAAUUGCCCGAAAGAGACAAUGCACUAAACGUGAUGGAGCCGGAAUCAGAGCCGGUCUCCAGACUCAGAGCUACAGCGGCAGGCAGGGGAGGAUUCUUCUUUCUCUGGACAAUAUUGUGUUUUACUUGGUUCCUGGGAUUCACACAGGGAAAUUCUGAAGAUGUGGAUGUUCUUCAAAGACUGGGCCUGUCAGGGAAAAGGCCGUCGAGUGGAUGGUCCUCCUCCCGUGCAGUUCCUCCAGGAGUCAUUCCUUUCAAAUCAGGGGUCAUCUUCACUCAGCGAGCCCGUGUGGAAGCCCCGCUCAGCGCCCUGCUCCCCGCAGGCUCCAGCUCUGACCUGCUCCUGGUGCUGAGCCUCUGCUCCCACCGCAUCAACAACGCCUUUCUCUUUGCUGUCAGGAGCAAAAAGAAAAAACUGCAGCUGGGGGUCCAGUUUGUGCCCGGGAAGAUCAUCGUCUACGUGGGCCACAAGCGCUCUGUAUAUUUUGAUUACAAUGUCCACGAUGGCCGGUGGCACAAUAUGGCCAUCAGCAUUGGUGGCCAGACAGUCACUUUAUUUACUUCUUGUGGGAAGCGCAGAGUACAUGCGGAUUUGCAUUUUAAAAAGGACGAGGCGUUGGAUCCACACGGAUCUUUCCUCUUUGGGAAGAUAAGCCAGCACUCCGUGCAGUUUGAAGGAGCCAUCUGCCAGUUUGAUAUUUAUCCUUCCGCCAAGGCAGCUCAUCAUUACUGUAAAUACCUGAAAAAACAGUGCAGGCAAGCAGAUACCUACCGGCCAAACCUGCCCCCUCUCAUCCCCCUCCUGCCCAGGGAUCCCAGUGCCUCCCCCAGCACCCCACAGCAUACAGAGCCCUCACUGCAGGGUCUGAAAAACCUGACCACUGCUGCCCCAAACUCGGAGUUUGGCAGGGUCACUGCACCCCUCAAGAUGAGGGGUUCAGGUACCACAACCCCCACGUUGCUGUCAACCCCACCAUCGCGGCCAAGACUGACUACCAAAGCCACCAAGGUCACCGUGGCCCCACCUGUUGUGUCAAGUACCAAAUCACAGGUACCCACCCAGUCCCCUCGGGGCGUGGGGACAACCCUCAGGGUGUCUCAGCCCACUCCCAGCACACGCAGGGAGAAAACUCCCCUUCCCACUGCUAAAAGGGCCCCACCAACGAGCCAGAGCCCGGUCACAGCCAGCAGGAAGGAGUCUGAGCAAGAGACCAAAAAGAAGACCAACAAAAAACCAACCACUGAGCCCCCUGAAGCGCUCAGUACUGUAAAGCCACUGAGGAGGGUGACUGAUAACACAACGAGCAGUGUCCACCUGGUUACUCUGAAGCAAACCCCGCAGAGCCCAAGCCGUGGGCCCAUCCCAAAGAAGCCGUCCCCCACCAGGAGAGUGGAUCCCAGUAUCAUCCCUCUGGUGUACACCAAGCCACCCCUGGGCUCUGCCCGGCCCAGCUCCAGAGCCAGGGCUUUCAACAUCACAACCCCAGCUGCCACAGAUGGCUAUCAAAUCUUUGACCCCUUGGCACCCACUCCGUUUCCAUUUUUACUGGGAUUUCCAGGCGUGAAAGGAGAGAGAGGACCUCAGGGCCCACCAGGUCUGCCAGGCUUACCUGGACCCCCUGGCAAGAGAGGUUCUCGAGGUCCCCCAGGCCCCCAUGGAAACCCUGGCUCACCUGGCCCCCCAGGACUGAAAGGUCAGAAAGGUGAUCCUGGGCUGUCACCUGGAAAAGCUCGCAAUGGGCAGAAGGGAGAUAUGGGCUUACCUGGUUUGACUGGGUUCCCUGGACCACCUGGUAGAAAGGGAUAUAAAGGCUACCCUGGACCACCAGGUCACCCUGGAGACCAGGGUGAACGAGGACCAGCUGGAAGUCCAGGUGCCAAAGGUUAUCCUGGCAGGCAGGGUUUACCUGGCCCCAUAGGGGAAUCUGGCCCAAAAGGCACUCGGGGGUAUAUUGGUCUCCCAGGAUUAUUUGGGCUACCAGGAGCCGAUGGAGAACGAGGGAUCCCUGGAGUUCCUGGGAAGAGGGGCAAGAUGGGUAGGCCGGGUUUUCCUGGUAAUUUUGGAGAACGAGGACCUCCAGGCAUCGAUGGGAGCCCUGGAGAAUUGGGAGCCCCAGGUCCUCCUGGAGUCCUUGGACUCAUUGGUGACAUGGGCCCUGUUGGACCAAUUGGCUAUCCAGGACCAAAAGGAUUAAAGGGGCUGAUGGGAAACCCUGGAGAACAUGGACUGAAAGGUGAUAAGGGUGAUCAGGGAAGAGCAGGUGUUCCAGGAGAUAUUGGCUUCCAAGGAGACAAGGGCAGCCAGGGUUUGCCUGGGGUCCCUGGGGCACGAGGGAAGGCAGGCCCCCUGGGAAAAGUCGGUGACAAAGGACCAGUUGGGUUUCCAGGACCACCUGGCCCUGAGGGCUUCCCAGGUGACAUUGGCCCACCAGGAGAAAACGGUCCUGAAGGUCUGAAGGGAAAGCCAGGAGCACGAGGUUUACCUGGACCAAGAGGACUGCCUGGACAAGAGGGAGAUGAAGGCCCCUUAGGACCACCAGGAGUCCCUGGUCCAGAGGGUCGAUCUGGUCGGAAGGGAUUUCCAGGAACACCUGGUCCCAACGGUCCAAAGGGUGAGCCAGGAAACCGUGGCCGACCAGGGAAAGUUGGUGAGCAGGGUCUCAUGGGUUUCAUUGGUCCGGUGGGGGAGCCUGGAAUAGCAGGAGAAAAGGGUGACCGUGGCCCAGUGGGACCCCCAGGCCCUCCAGGAGUCAAGGGGUCGAUGGGGCACCCUGGCAUGCCAGGAGGAGUGGGUUUUCCUGGGAUCCCUGGACCAACAGGUCCAGCAGGAGCCCGGGGUGCGCCCGGGGUCCGAGGGAUGAAGGGUCGCAGGGGUGCCAGAGGGCCUGAUGGCCCCGUGGGCGAGCCAGGGGCGCGAGGUGUCAAGGGCCGAGCAGGGGAGCCAGGCAGGGUGGGCCCAGAUGGGCUGCAGGGCAAGAUGGGGGAGACUGGGGAGACUGGAGCACGUGGCUUCCCAGGUAUCCAAGGACCUUCUGGACCUCCAGGAGCAAAAGGGGCUCCAGGAGACCCGGGUCCCCAAGGACCACAGGGGCCACCUGGGCCUUUGGGAGAAAUGGGGCAUAAGGGACCGCCAGGCUCAAUGGGACAACCUGGUCCUGCAGGUGAACCUGGCAUGAAGGGUGAUCCUGGCCAGCUAGGGAUCCCUGGAGAGCAAGGUCUCGUUGGCCAAAGAGGAGAGCCCGGGCUGGAAGGGGACAGCGGGCAGCUGGGGCCAGAUGGGAUCAAGGGAGACAAAGGAGAGCAAGGCCCAGAAGGAGAGAAAGGAGAGAAAGGCAGUGAAGGGCUGAAGGGGAAGGAAGGAGCUCCUGGAUAUCCCGGCAUCCCAGGUGUCCGAGGACCAGAAGGGAAACCAGGAAAACAGGGGGAAGAGGGCAAGCCUGGCCAGAAGGGCAGCAAAGGCUACCAGGGGCAGCUUGGAGAGAUGGGAUCCCCAGGGAAGCAGGGGCCGAAGGGGAACCAAGGCCCUAAAGGAUCCCGAGGUACCCUGGGACCGAUGGGAGCUCCAGGAAGGAUGGGUGCUCAAGGGGACCCAGGCUUAAAGGGUUACCAGGGACAUGCAGGACCACCAGGGCCAAUUGGACCACCAGGGCCAAAGGGGGAAAAGGGACAACAAGGUGAUGACGGGAGGGUAGAAGGCCCACAGGGACCGCCUGGAGACAGAGGCCCCGUUGGUGACAGAGGUGACCGAGGGGAGCCUGGAGACACUGGUUAUCCUGGUCAGGAAGGGCUUGAUGGAGAAAGAGGAAAACCUGGGCAGCAAGGCUCACCGGGGGAUCCUGGAUCACCAGGCAAGCCAGGAGCAAAGGGAUCCAAAGGUGAUGUGGGUCAAAAAGGAAAGCAAGGAGCACAGGGCAGUGCAGGGAGCAGGGGCUCACCGGGCACCCUUGGGCUACCAGGUCCUCGAGGAGUGGUGGGAAGGCAGGGUCAAGAGGGUGCCCCUGGAGUGGACGGCGUGCCUGGGAAGGACGGCGUGCCUGGGAUGCUGGGAGAGCAGGGAGACGAUGGGGAAGAAGGCGUGACCGGGAUGUCGGGCAAGAGAGGGAACCCCGGCGUGCCAGGACUCCCAGGGGCCCAGGGACCACCAGGGUUCAAGGGUGAAAGAGGAUUGCCUGGACAGAGUGGCCAAGCAGGGAAGCGAGGAUCACCGGGAGGAACGGGCCCUCCAGGGAGCCCUGGUGACCCAGGAGCCAAAGGACAGCGGGGAGACUUCGGAGAGACAGGAUUCCCAGGGAUUGCAGGACUCUUUGGCCCAAAGGGCCCCCCAGGAGACCUUGGGUUCAAAGGCAUUCAGGGACCACGAGGGCCACCAGGUCUCAUGGGAAAAGAAGGAAUUAUUGGUCCUCUGGGCAUUCAGGGUCCCACAGGAAGCCCUGGCCCCAAGGGAGACAAAGGCAGCCGUGGGGACAUGGGUGCACCAGGCUCCCACGAGGGCAGGACACUGCUUACAGAUGUGUACACACAUCCACACCCCUCUGCUGGUAAAAUUUCCAUUUCCUUAACCCAGCAACACUGCACCAUGCUGUCCACAGCUGUGCUAUCUCCAGCCCUUGCCUUGGGAACAGCACAUGGGUGUACAGGGAGAUUUUGGGGUCCUCCAGGCCCACGAGGACACCCUGGCCCUCCGGGACCUCCAGGAGUUCCAGCCUCAUUUCAGCAAGAUGGCUUUGGGGCAGCUUUCCAGACCCUGAUCGACUCCAACACCGCGCUCAAGAGAGAGGGUUACCAACACCCAGACCUUCUCAUGCUGGACCAUGGAGGGGAGAUCUUUAAGACUCUACACUACCUCAGCAACCUCAUUCAGAGCAUCAAAAGACCCCUGGGAACCAAGGAGAACCCUGCACGCAUCUGCCGGGACCUCAUGAACUGUGAACAGAAGAUGACUGAUGGUACCUACUGGAUUGACCCAAACCUCGGCUGCUCCUCAGACACCAUCCAGGUCAUCUGUAACUUCACCAACGGUGGCCAGACGUGUCUCAGCCCUGUCACUGUCUCCAAGCUGGAUUUUGACAUCGGCAGAGUCCAGAUGAACUUCCUGCGGCUGCUGAGCUCGGAGGUGGUGCAGCACAUCACCAUCCACUGCCUGAACACCUCUGUGUGGAGGGAGGGCUCCUCCGAGAGCCCCUCGGAGCGCGCCCUGCGCUUCAGGGCCUGGAACGGGCAGGUCUUCGAGGCCACUGGGCAGCUCAGGCCAGAGGUGGCAGCUGAUGAUUGCAAGAUCAAGGACGGACGCUGGCACAGGACCCUCUUUUCCUUCCGGACCCAGGACCCUCAGCAGCUGCCAAUUGUCAGCAUCCAGAACCUGCCCCCCUCCCAGCCAGGACAGCAGUAUCACCUCGAGGUUGGCCCUGUCUGCUUCCUCUGAACCAAGCUGUGGGACCAGGCUCUGAGGCUCCAACCCCACCCAGGACCUGUCCUUGCAGGGGCUCUCCCCCUCUCUGCAGCAAGGACAGCUGGGCUCUGCCUUUUGGGCCAACUCCUGCUCCAGCCUUUGGCUCAAGGUCUCCAAGAGCCCAUGAUCUACUGAACUCAGCCAGUUGUUGAAAAAGGAGGAGGAACAAGGACAUGGGGGAAGCGGGCAUCAGUCAGGAGUGAGCAGUGGAAAGGGAUCAGGGGCUGGGUGUUGUGCUUCCACACACAAAGCUUUUUCCAUGACCAAAGAAAACAUUGAGAGAAACCUCAAGCGA